Alexandromys fortis (reed vole) is the source of this 3857-nucleotide messenger RNA. Its product is annotated as zinc finger BED domain-containing protein 5-like. Bases 883 to 3150 code for a protein of 755 amino acids. The record is from RefSeq and is a predicted model, not a curated record. NCBI's taxonomy places the organism in Eukaryota, Metazoa, Chordata, Mammalia, Rodentia, Cricetidae. The transcript is spliced from 6 exons.
CCGGAAGUUCCUCGGGUUGCCCUCUCAAAUCUCGUCCCCAGAUUCUCUGCUGGAUGGUUAGGUUUUUGUUUCCAGUGGACGACUGGCUUUCCCCACAACCCAGGCUGACCUUCAUUUUCAGAUCCUCCUGCCUCAGCCACUCGAGGAAACUGGACUGGGGAUUACAGGCAUGUCGCCAUGCCUACUAUGUUAACGGGGUUAAAUGCAACCUUAAGGUUUCUCUGUGGGUCUUGAACCUGAAUUGAGACGCUGCCUCCAUCCAUCUCCGUGUGGGCCAGCUCACAUGCGAAUAUGCCCACAUUUGUACCCGGAACUGUAUGAAAGUAUCAUAGCAUUAAGAAGGUUGUGAACCUCUGAAUCUAGACCCUCAGCCAUGGCUACAGAGACUUGUGGUGCCCUGACCUAAGAUUCUUACCUGGUGGUGACCCGAGCCCGGUGAUUGGCUGAGCCAUCAGCGGUGUCGAUCCAUGACGCCCCCGGAGGACACGCAUCUCCUGGCCAGCAGAUUGGCUGAGGCAGGAGAAUCUCAAAAUCAAGGACAGCCUGAGUAGUGGAGGAAGCCAAUUGUCUAUUGGAAGCAAAAACCUCAGCAUCCCUCACAGAAUCUAUGAACAAGCUUUGACAGAGCAAUCCCAAGAACUUCUGGUUAGCUACAACGCGCCGUCGCCAAGCAACUUCCCGGCGUGGGGUGCAGCCGCUGCCAGUUACUGACGUCUCGCUCUUCCAAUGACCUUCAGCGUCCGUGCUCCUCCUGGGCUCUGAUUGGCUCUUAUUUGAGGCUCCGCCUCCCACCUUCCUCUCUUUUUUUUUGCUGGCUGAUGGUGGGCGUUUCGGAGUUUGCCGUGUCUGGAUGUUGAAUUGUUGAGUAUACAAACACCUAGGAUGCCGCGCGGAAGCCGCUCUUCCCGGGUGGCCCCUUCCGUCAGCCGGGCCCCUCAGAUGAGACCUGCUCCCAGACAAGCGCCUGCAGCUCAUCCUCCAGCAACAGCGACUGCACCAUCUGCAGUUGGCUCACCUGCUGCUGCACCCCGGCAGCCAGGCCUGAUGGCCCAGAUGGCGACCACUGCAGCUGGUGUGGCUGUGGGCUCUGCAGUGGGCCACACCCUGGGUCAUGCCGUCACUGGGGCCUUCAGUGGAGGUGGCAGUGCUGAGCCUGCGAGGCCUGACAUCACUUACCAGGAGCCCCGGGGAGCCCAGCUGCUGGCCCAGGAGUCUCCUGGACCUUGCUUUCUUGAGAUCAAACAGUUUCUGGAGUGUGCCCAGAACCAGAGUGACGUCAAGCUCUGCGAGGGCUUCAAUGAGGUGUUGUGGCAGUACAGAAUUGCAAAUGAGGGCCAUCCCCCAAGAGUGGACCGUGUAGAGAAGAAGGUUAAGAACAGAAGAUACAGUGAAGAAUUCUUACGGUAUGGUUUUACCUCAAAAACGACAGCAGGCGUUGAGAAACCGCAGUGUGUUAUUUGUGGGGACGUUCUCUCGGCGGAGUCUAUGAAGCCAAACAAACUGAAACGCCAUUUUGACAGCAAGCACCUGAGCUUUGCCGACAAGGAUAUCAACUAUUUUAGAAGCAAAGCUGAUGAGCUCAAGAAAGCCAGGCUUGACACUGGCAGCAAAUACCCCAAACAGAAUGUCAUAGCCGUUGAGUUUUCCUACUUGGUGGCGCUCAGAAUCGCCAGGACUAUGAAGCCUCACAGCUUUGCUGAGGAUUUACUGUUGCCAGCGGCCAAAGACAGUGUUCGAGUUCUGAUCGGAAAGGAAUUUGGUAUGCAGCUGAGCGCUGUUUCCCUGUCUAACGACACUGUCCGCAGAAGAAUAAAUGACAUGUCUGCCGAUAUUCUUAACCAGGUCAUCCAGGAAAUUAAAUCUGCUCCACUUCCAAUAUUCAGUAUCCAGCUCGAUGAAUCUACAGACAUCGCAAACUGUUCCCAGUUACUGGUUUACGUGAAGUACAUUAACGACGGCGACUUCAAAGAUGAAUUCCUCUUUUGCAAACCUCUUGAAACAACAGCCACUGCACAUGAUGUAUUUGACAGAGUUGGUUCAUUUCUGAAGGAGCACAAGCUCUCGUGGGAAAUGGUCUGUGGGGUUUGCACCGACGGUGCUCCGGCUAUGCUAGGAUGUCAGUCUGGAUUUCAGCGUUUGGUCCUGAACGAGUCGCCGGAAGUCAUCGGAACUCACUGUAUGGUUCAUCUGCAUGCGUUAGCAAUGAAGACACUGCCGCAAGACUUAAAAGAAGUCAUGCAAAGCAUCGUCGGUUCUGUCAAUCUUGUCAAGGCGAGCACGUUAAACAGUCGACUGUUUUCACAACUGUGCAACGAGUUUGACGCACCCAACAAAGCUCUGCUAUUUCACACCGAAGGGAGGUGGUUGUCCAAAGGAACCGUUUUAAAAUGUGUUUUUGAGCUUCGUGAUGAGCUCAGAAUAUUUUUUAGUCAGAAAGCAAGACCACAGUUCGUAGCACUUUUCAGUGAUCAAUGUGAAUUGCAGAAAAUAGCUUACUUGGUUGACAUCUUUGUUGUCUUGCGCGAAUUAAGUUUAUCACUGCAAGGACCAAAUGCAACAUGCCUCGAUUUGUCUGAAAAGAUCCAGUCAUUCCAAAUGAAGCUUCGGCUUUGGCAAAAAGAGCUGGAAGAAAAUAAAACACACAUGUUGCCUACCCUCUCUGCUUUCUUUGAGGAACAUGACAUUAAACCGUCCGGAAGGACUUCAGUGAUCAUUUCCGUGAAAGAGCACUUGCACGUGCUUGCGGAAGAAAUUUCCUGGUACGUUCCAAGUCUACCUGCCGUCCCAUUUGCCCUUGCUAGAAGCCCGUUCACAGUCAGAGUUGAAGAUGUCCCUGAGACGGCACAAGAGGAAUUUGUCAGACUUAUUAACAGCGAAGCAGCGAGAGCUGACUUCUCUGUGUUGCCACUUACUCGGUUCUGGGUCAAGUGUUUGCAGUCCUACCCUGUUCUGUCUGAGACCGUGUUGCGCCUCCUCCUUCCAUUUCCAACAACAUAUCUUUGUGAGACAGGGUUUUCCAACUUGUUGGUUAUCAAGUCCAAAUACAGACGGAGGCUCGCUGUGGAAAAUGAUCUCCGUUGUGCUCUUGCAAAGACUGCCCCGAGAAUUUCUGAUCUAGUGAGAAAGAAGCAAUCUCAACCUUCACACUGAUGUUGGUGUUGACUUUUUGCUUUUUAAUGUGUGUGUGUUUGUUUGUUUGUUUUGUUUUUUUUUUUUUGUUUUUGUUUUUUGAGACAGGCUUUCUCUGUGGCUUUGGAGUCCGGAGUCCAUCCUGGAACUGGCUCUGUGGACCAGGCUGGCCUUGAACUCAUAGAGGUCCACCUGUCUCUGCCUCCCAAGUGCUGGGAUUAAAGGUGUGCACCACCACUGCCUGGCUGAAGUUGGCAUUUUACAGAUACUGUUGCAAAAUGUAGCAAAUUGUUCUGGGUUUCGUUUUUUGUUCUUUAUUUUGUUUCUUUGGGAGAUAGGGUUUGUCUGUGUAGCCUGGCUGUCCUGGAACUUGCAUUGUAUACCAUGCUGACCUUGAACUCAUAGAGAUCCUCCUAUCUCUACCUCCCAAGAGCUGGAAUUAAAGUCACUACCCAGGUACUGAUGUUAUAUUAAGACUGUUACCCAGGAGAGGUGGCUUCGAGGUUAAGACCACUGGCUGAGUUAAUUCCUGAGUUCAAUUCCCAGCAACCACAUGGUGGCUACAGCCAUCAAUAAUGAGAUCUGGUGCCCUCUUCUGGCCUGCAGGCAUACAUGCAGGCAGAACACUGUAUACACACACAAAAAAAAAAGACCCGUGAUACUACACCAUGAUUCAAGACAAAAUUUCAUUAUUUAUAACUGGAAAUAAAUAUUUAACAAUAAAUACA